Molecule: messenger RNA, 2503 nt
Organism: Rhizophagus irregularis DAOM 181602=DAOM 197198
Lineage: Eukaryota; Fungi; Glomeromycota; Glomeromycetes; Glomerales; Glomeraceae
Source: RefSeq, a predicted model, not a curated record
AAAAGAAUUUAGAAAAAGCCUUUUAUUGGUAUCAAAAAGCGGCAGAAAAUGGUGUAGAAGUGCAAUGAAUAAUUUAGCCAUAUGUUAUAAAAAUGGAGAAGGAAUAGAAAAGAAUUUAGAAAAAGCCUUUUAUUGGUAUCAAAAAGCGGCAGAAAAUGGGUAUGAAAGUGCAAUGUUUAAUUUAGCCAUAUGUUAUCUUUAUGGAGAAGGAACAGAAAAGAAUUUAGAAAAAGUCUUUUAUUGGUAUCAAAAAGCAGCAGUAAAUGGACAUAAAGUUGCAAUGCAUAAUUUAGCUAUAUUUUAUAAAAAUGGAGAAGGUACAAAAAAGGAUCUAGAGAAAUCUUUUUAUUGGUAUCAAAAAGCAGCAGAAAAUGGGCUUGAAUAUGCAAUGAAUAAUUUAGCCAUAUGUUAUAAAUAUGGAGAAGGAACAGAAAAGAAUUUAGAAAACGCCUUUUAUUGGUAUCAAAAAGCAGCAGAAAAUGGGGGUGAAUAUGCAAUGUAUAACUUAGCCACAUUUUAUAAAAAUGGAGAAGGAACAGAAAAGAAUUUAGAAAACGCCUUUUGUUGGUAUCAAAAAGCAGCAGAAAAUGGGCAUAAAGAUGCAAUGAAUAGUUUAGCUAUAUUUUACGAAAAUGGAGAAGGUACAAAAAAGGAUCUAGAGAAAGCCUUUUAUUGGCAUCAAAAAAUGAUAGAAAGUAAUGAAAUAGGUUCUAAAAAUGAAGUUGAAUGUGAUGAAUGUAAACAACCAUAUAUUGAUCACCAGUGGUGCCAACAAUGUAAUACUAAACGUUUUCAACAAGAUUUUUCCAAGUGGACAAGUAAAAAUAAAUUUAUUGAUAAAUUUAUUCAAGAUGCACAACUAAGUGCUAAAAGUAGUUAUGAGCUUUUAGAAUGGAUACCUUAUAAUAACUUGACAAAAAUUAACUAUUAUGAUAAAGGAGGAUUUAGUGAAAUUCAUAAAGCUAUCUGGUUGGAUGGACCUGUUUAUGGUUGGAAUGCUGACAAACAACAAUGGAAUAGACAAACAGACUAUGAGGUCAUUCUUAAAACACUUAAUAAUUCAUCAAGUUUAAAUAGUAAAUUUCUAGAUGAGUGGAAAUAUCAUUAUAAUUGUCAGAAACAAUCAUUUUCAAAAUUCAUUCAAUUUUUUGGGAUUACUCAAGAUCCAAAUAAUUUAAAUUAUAUAAUAGUAAUGAGUUAUGCAAAAAAAGGAAGUUUAAGAAAAUGUUUAUCUAAUAUAAUUAAAUUUAAGUGGCAAGACAAGUUGCAAUUAUUGAAAAAAAUUAUACUAGGACUUAAAAUAAUUCAUGAGUCAAAUUUAGCUCAUGGUGAUUUUCAUGAUGGCAAUAUAUUAAUGUCAAAUGAUUACAAUGAGUUAUUUAUUAUUGAUUUAGGAUUGUGUAAACCUGUAAGUGAAUUACAAGAUUCUGAUAAUGAAAUUUAUGGAGUUCUGCCUUAUAUGGCGCCUGAAAUAUUAAGAAGAUAUUCCUAUACUCCAGCAAGUGAUAUUUAUAGUUUUUCAAUGAUAAUGUGGGAAUUUACAUCAGGUCAUCCUCCAUUUAAUUAUGAAGAACAUGACCAAAACCUUGUCUUAGAUAUUUGUGAAGGAAAACGUCCUGGAAUUAUAAAAAACACUCCAAAAUGUUAUAUAGAUUUAAUGAAAAAAUGUUGGGAUUCAAAUCCUUCCAAUAGACCAACCAUAAUGAUGCUUGAAAAUGUUAUAUCUGAAUGGAUUAGAUGUAUGAAUGAAUAUUAUAGAUUAAAUAGUGAUGGAAAUCAUAGAUAUGAAGUACCUAAUAUUUAUGAUCAAUUAAAAAAUGAUUUGAUGGAAUUUGUAAAAGCAAACAGAGCUUUAAUACAAGAACAAGUAAAUACUUCUAUCAUAUAUUCUCAUCCACAAGCAUAUUAUGCAAGUCGCAAACUUACUGAAAUUUUGAAUCAAAAAAGUUUUGAAUACAUUACUGAAAUUUCAGAUCAAGAGAAAACUCAAUGUUAUGAAUGUAUAAUUGAAAAUUAAUGAUUAUAUUGAUUAUUCUUUAUUUAGUGGAUUAUUUAUCAAUUAAAGUGCCAUUCAUUAUAAUGACAUCUUGGUAAACUGAUGUAUACUAAAAUGACAAAACUAUUAAGAACAAAUUCCAUUAUUUAAAUUUGCUCGUUAUAAUGACAUUAUUAUGAAUAUUACUAUAUAAUAACUGUGACAUGAAAUUUUGAUAAACUAAUUUUUACAAAGCCACAAUCAAGCUUGAUAUAAUAAUGACAUCAUGAAUAUAAUGAUAGUCGUCAGUCAUUAUAGAAAUGUAUUAAAGUUUAUACAACAGCAGGAUGAAAAUUUGAAAUUGAUGACAAAUUAAUGAAUGGUUUAAAAAAAUUACAAAAAAAAAAUAUAUAAUAUAAAAUAUAAUAAUAAAGUAGUAUCAGCAAAACAGACUAGUUUUUUCACUAAUUAAUUCUUAGUAGCUUUAUUAAUUAUACUAGUAUAUUGCUAAUAGCUAUAUGGUUUAUA